Molecule: messenger RNA, 1036 nt
Organism: Halteromyces radiatus
Lineage: Eukaryota; Fungi; Mucoromycota; Mucoromycetes; Mucorales; Cunninghamellaceae
Product: PQ loop repeat-domain-containing protein
Exons: 6
Coding region: 79-960 (293 amino acids)
Biological process (GO): basic amino acid transmembrane export from vacuole
Cellular component (GO): fungal-type vacuole membrane
Source: RefSeq, a predicted model, not a curated record
UUUCCAUUCUUUUUUUUCUUUUAUUAUUUUUUUCUGUUUUUAAACGUUCUUUUUUAUUAUUUAUUUUCUCCUUCAUCGAUGGAUUCAUUAACUAUGCCUGACCAUGAACAGUGGGCUGAACUGUUUGGUUAUGCAAGUAUCGCUUGUUGGAUUGUAGUCUUUACACCUCAAUUAUAUGAAAAUUAUACUCGUAAAAAUACCGAUGGCGUAUCGAUCAGUUUUCUAUUAUUAUGGAUAUUUGGCGAUAUCUUUAACUUGAUCGGUGCUUUAUUGGAACACUUGAUGUUAACAGUGCUUCUUUUAGCUGUUUACUAUCUUUUUGCUGAUUGUUUAUUAAUGGGUCAAGUUAUAUAUUAUCGUUAUGCAUAUUCAUCUACACGGACAUUCAAGGAUAUUUUAUUUAAUACUUCUAACAAUGACGAAACUAUUUAUGAUACCAUGGCAACAGCAAGUACCCCUGAUAAUGAUGAAAAUGCACCUUUAUUGAGGCCAUCAAGUAGUGAUUCCAGCUCUCACACCGUAUUGAGUCAGAAACAAUCGGAACAUACCCGCUGGAUUGUUAGAUGCUUCUUCAUUCUUAGUGUCUUAUUAUGGUUGACUCUUUUAUUAGGAUCAGUUUUAUUCUUCUGGUGGCCUGGUGCAAAAGACAAGGUGGAUCUUAGUCAAUGGCAUCUUCUUUCUCAAUCAUUAGGUUGGGCUUCGGCGAUUCUUUAUUGUAGUAGUCGUAUACCGCAAAUCAUGCAGAACUUUAGAAACGAAAGUGUGGAAGGACUCAGCUUGACGAUGUUUGUAUUUAGUGUGGUUGGCAACUUGACUUAUUCUGCGUCUAUCUUUUUAAAAUCCACUGACCGAACAUAUUUGCUUAUCAACUAUCCUUGGUUACUUGGAAGUGGUGGUACUUUAUUUUUUGAUUUUACUAUCUUCUUCCAAUUUUAUACUUACAAACAACAUCGAAAAUGAUAUAUCUUUGAUUUAUUAGUUUUAUAUUUUUUUGGUCUAUUUAAUAAAUACAAGGGAGGGUUUUGUGAUGACUUUU